GGCCGCGACCUUACAGCGGUGAUGACCGCCGCGCGACAGCAGGACGGCUGCAAUGGGUCUGCUCUCAGAGCUGAAGCUGGCUGUGCCCUGGGGCCACAUCGCUGCCAAAGCCUGGGGCUCCCAGCAGGCCCGCCCGGUUCUUUGCCUGCAUGGCUGGCUGGACAAUGCCAACUCCUUUGACAGACUCAUCCCUCUUCUUCCGAAAGACUUUCAUUAUGUUGCCGUGGAUUUCGGGGGACAUGGGCUCUCGUCCCAUUACAGCCCCGGUCUCCCGUAUUACCAGGAAAACUUUGUGAGUGACAUCCGGAGAGUUGUAGCAGGCUUGAAGUGGAAGCGUUUCUCCAUCAUUGGCCAUAGUUUUGGUGGUAUGGUGGGCGGAAUGUUUUCCAGUAUCUACCCCGAGAUGGUGGAUAAACUUAUCUUGCUGGACACAUUGCCAUUUGCCCUGGACGCUAAAGGAGUAGAGGACGUGCUGACCUACAAGCGGGGAGCCAUAGAGCACAUGCUGCAGACAGAGGCCUCCCAGAAACCCCGGCAGGUGGUCAGCCCAGAGGAGAUGCUGCAGAGGUUCCUGAAGAACAACAGUCAUGUGAGUGAGGAGUGCGCGCGACUCCUCCUUCAGAGGGGAACCACUGAGGUGGCCACAGGUCUAAUAAUGAAUAGAGACCGGAGGAUGGCUUUGCCGGAGUACAGCAUGGAUUUCAUCAGCAGGGAGCUGUUCGUGCACUCCACCAAGAAGCUGCAGGCCCACGUCCUGCUCCUCAAAGCAAUCCAAGGAUAUUAUAACGUGAGAAGAGAGAAUGACAGUGACAGGAAUGUCAUGCUUUUUGCGAUAGACACGCUGAAAUCAGUCCUAAAGGAGCGGUUCCAGUACAUACAAGUCCCGGACAACCAUUAUGUCCACCUGAACCAACCCCAGAACGUGGCCGGUAUCAUCAGCACCUUUCUGCUGAGCAAGGAGACAGCACCACACGAGCCGUAG
Molecule: messenger RNA, 982 nt
Organism: Odobenus rosmarus divergens (Pacific walrus)
Lineage: Eukaryota; Metazoa; Chordata; Mammalia; Carnivora; Odobenidae
Gene: SERHL2
Product: serine hydrolase-like protein-like
Exons: 12
Coding region: 53-982 (309 amino acids)
Source: RefSeq, a predicted model, not a curated record